AUGUCUCUAUGGGUACAACGAACAUCGACAGGUGGAGGAACUCUUGUUCAUUACUCGACACAAACAGAUGGUAAAGGAUGGUGUACUGUUCCAAUAGGAUUUUCCUCUGCUGGUAAUAUAAUCGCGACUGCUUGGGUACCAGACAACCAGGUAACAGGUCCUGUGCUAUCGAUCAACACGUGGACACAUAUUGCCACUACCUAUUCACAAAUGAAUGGGCUUACAUUAUAUGUUAAUGGAGUAUCUGUUGGUAGUACAGGUGCACAGAACAAUACUGCACCAAGUACAAUAGUUAUUCUGACAUUAGGCAACUCAUUAAAUGGUGAUGGAUGUAAUUCACAGUCAAUUACAACAGGCCCAUUUUCUGGCUAUUUAGAUGAGUUUCGUGUUUACUCACGAGAACUCAGUGCCAGAGGAGUCUCCGCAUUGACUAAAGAUAAAACCUGCUUUGAUGGACUUAUGAAUGGAGAUGAAACGGACAUCGAUUGUGGAGGCUCAUGUCUUACAUGCGAUGUGGGUAAAAAUUGUUCACUGGCAAAAGACUGUAAUAAUGGUGAGUGUAUCAACGGCAUUUGUAUAAGUGCAACAUGUAACGAUACCAUGAAGAACAAUGGAGAGACAGAUGUUGACUGUGGAGGUUUGAACUGUUCACCAUGUGGUACUGGGAAAGUAUGUUCUGAUGCUAGUGAUUGUAUCAGUAAAAGCUGUGCUUUUGGCACUUGUAAAAGUCCAACCUGUAGUGACGGAAUUAUGAAUGGAGAUGAAACUGACAUCGAUUGUGGAGGUUCAUGCCCAGUAUGUGGUGUAUACCAGAUGUGUAAAGUCGAUCUGGAUUGUAUCACUGGCUGUAAUAAUACUGCAUGCAUAAACGGCUAUUGCCAACGUAAGUAUUCUUGUAUAAAGUGA
Adineta steineri is the source of this 906-nucleotide messenger RNA. The record is from the annotation of a GenBank genome assembly. NCBI's taxonomy places the organism in Eukaryota, Metazoa, Rotifera, Eurotatoria, Adinetida, Adinetidae.